This is a messenger RNA of Parnassius mnemosyne (clouded apollo), 1677 nucleotides long. The record is from the annotation of a GenBank genome assembly. NCBI's taxonomy places the organism in Eukaryota, Metazoa, Arthropoda, Insecta, Lepidoptera, Papilionidae.
AUGUCUUCACCGACUCCAUCACCUCCAAGUUUGCAAUCUGAUCAAGAAUCGAGGGACUCCACUUCAUCCGAAUUCUCUUCUACAAUUACAACGCAAUAUAAUCCAAAUUUAGUGCUAGAACAAGACCAAAAACAUAUAUACAAGUUGAACACCCUAACUUCACAUGGAGUAGAAGACAUCUUAUCCGAAGGGGUUAACUACGGAACGCAAGAAAAUGUGUUUCUAGAUUGCAAGACAGAAGCAUUAAGCGUUGUUUCAAAUAAUUUUUCGCAAGAUUAUAACUCAAGGGACUCGACAGGUUUUAGUAUUCACGAUAUUCUUGGGCUUCAUCAGUCAUAUACUGCUACCAGCGCACAGGAAGAUUUACAGACAAAAUAUGACUAUCAAAUAUCCAACUAUGAAAAUAUAAGUAACGGUUCCCAUAACGAUUACGGUUCGGGAACUGAGGAAGUGACAUCCCAUAAUUGUUUGAAUAAAAGUGACAUAUUUUCUUCUAAUAUUCAAAUGGACAGCCAAAUGAAUUACAAUAGAAAUUAUUUACACAAUGAACCUGUACCAUGUCAUCAAAGAAGUGGUAUAGAAAACGAUGUUGUAAAAGAUACUGUAAGGGACAUAAGCGAUUUACGUGAAUCCAGUUUUCCCAACCAGAGUCCUUCCUGGAGCAAAACUUCUUCGACGAUAAAUAACCCUGUCAUCAGUGCAGCUUCUUCUUUAUCAAACGAUAUGCCUUCCGACACGACUUCAUACCAGAAAGGAUUUACUAAGCGAGCCCGUACAGCAUACACGAGUUCACAAUUAGUGGAGUUGGAAAAUGAAUUUCAUCAAAACCGCUAUCUAUGUCGACCAAGACGCAUCGAACUUGCAAAUUAUCUCCAACUUUCAGAACGCCAAAUUAAAAUAUGGUUUCAAAAUAGAAGAAUGAAAUAUAAGAAGGACAAUAAGCAUAACAAACCCUCCUCAUCAGUGGAUGACAGCAGCCCAUCGAGUUCCAAAGAAACGUCACCCAGUCAAGACCAUAAGAUGAGUCAUGGCAGAAGCUGCGGAGGGCAUGAUCGUCACCGAAGAUUGCUCACAGAUAGUCACGCAAGUCAUCAUAAAAUGUACGUUGGUUCCAACGACAUGUUAUCCAGACCUUCAGACUACUCUUCAAUUAACACUUUAAAAACUGUGAUCAAAGGUCCACAAAACUUGAUGGAAAGAUCCACGAAAAUUGAGCUGCCAUCGUAUACUCCGAACUUGUCAUAUUCCUCGUACUAUAGUGCAGGAACGAGUAGAGCUACUUACUCACCGAUGUCCGAGGUUUAUCGUUACGGUACCGAUGAUUCACUGCAGCCGAAUUCUAAUGCACUAUCUUCGCUCCAGUCGGACACCUAUGUGCCAAACGGAGUUAACUUGAAACUAAACGAGGAUAUGACACGGUACUCGACCGGUUCGUAUUAUAAUUCAUUGUCUAGUGGCGUUGUUAUGCAUCCACCUUCAACAGAUACGUAUAUAUUCAAUGCGCCUAUUUCGACGACAGUAACGCCAACCUACGAGGAUAACAAUCUACAAUCGAGAACCGCAAAUUUGCCGUUCACACAGGACCCGUAUUUUACAUAUUUGGCAACACCAGAUGCUAGUAACCAAAACCCUAGCACUGCGGCUAACAGUAAAUUUUCAUCUUAUAUUUCCUUGUAA